AUGUUUGGGUGUAUUGUGGCUGGUCGGCUGGUUGACGUGAACAAGUAUGUGUUUGAAUUGCCCGAGGCGCACCUCAUUAACCACCUGCCCGGGUACGCAGCCACUGUGCACCUGCUGUGGCCCAACAAGGACUGGCAGUUCCUCGGUGUGCUGUCCAACGACAAGCCAAGCGCGAUCUUCCGCCUCAAAUCGACAAUAUCGCCCGAGGAGGCAGCGCAGAUGCCACAUAUGAACGCCGAGCUCGGCAUCUCCAUCGAGCCAGUCCAGGCGGCAGUGGUGCCGGCGGGACAGCAGGUGUCGCCGCAGACAGCCCAGGCCUUUGCGCAGAAGACGCUGGGCAACCUGUACGAAUAUGCGAUGUCGUUUGCGACGCGUGCCGACUCCUCGAUGGGAUUGAUCGGGUCUGGCGCCCCGGUCCAGGUUCUGCCGACAAAGGUGUUUGACGACUGGUACAACAACCUCCUGCGAAAGAUCCGGCGGAUCCAGCAAAUUCGAUGA
Messenger RNA from Linderina pennispora, 498 nucleotides. Its product is annotated as DUF775-domain-containing protein. Gene Ontology annotation, cellular component: nucleus; cytosol. The record is from RefSeq and is a predicted model, not a curated record. NCBI's taxonomy places the organism in Eukaryota, Fungi, Kickxellomycota, Kickxellomycetes, Kickxellales, Kickxellaceae. The transcript is spliced from 4 exons. Gene Ontology annotation, biological process: protein import into nucleus. Gene Ontology annotation, molecular function: nuclear import signal receptor activity. The coding region runs from base 1 to 498 and encodes 165 amino acids.